Messenger RNA from Auanema sp. JU1783, 915 nucleotides. The record is from the annotation of a GenBank genome assembly. Lineage: Eukaryota; Metazoa; Nematoda; Chromadorea; Rhabditida; Rhabditidae.
AUGGUCGAGUUAAACACCACAAUUUGUGCUACAGCCGCUGUUGUCGUUGUUUCUAGCGUUGCUCUUUACUUCUUCUUUAAGAAGUCUUCAUGCUGUAGCAAGCGAGCUGUUACAUUACUCGACGAAACUGAAAAGUAUUCAUUGAAACUCAUUGAGAAAGUCAAUGUUAGUCAUGAUACUAGGAAGUUUAAGUUUGCUCUUCCAUCCAAACACCAUAUACUAGGUCUACCAGUUGGACAACACAUUUACCUUUCAGCUAAAGUGGAUGGAAAGCUUGUUGUGCGUCCAUACACACCAAUUUCUAGUGAUGAUGAUCUCGGCUUUGUUGAACUUAUGAUCAAGGUUUAUUUCCGUGAUGUUAAUCCUAAAUUCCCAGAAGGAGGAAAGAUGAGUCAAUACUUAGAAAACAUGAAGAUUGGAGAAAGCAUCGAUUUCCGUGGUCCAUCUGGAUUAAUUACUUAUAAAGGCAAUGGAAAGUUUGCCAUUAAAGCAGACAAGAAGGCUGCCGCUGUACCUAGACAUUUUAAGAAAAUCUCGAUGAUUGCCGGGGGUACAGGAAUCACCCCAAUGCUUCAGAUUAUUGCUGAUAUUUUAAAGCACAGCCUAGACAACACUCAAAUCAAACUUCUUUUUGCUAAUCAGUCCGAGGAAGAUAUUCUCUGCAGAGAUGAAUUGGAACAGUUAGUUGAAGCUCAUCCUGAUCAGUUACACGUAUGGUACACAGUUGACCGACCACCAGCAAACUGGAAGUACUCCAGUGGAUUUAUCAAUGAUAAAAUGAUUGAGGAAUACCUUUUCGCCCCAUCAGAUGACGGCGCUGUUCUUCUUUGCGGUCCUCCACCAAUGAUAAACUUUGCUUGUACACCAAAUCUUGAUAAGCUAGCCUAUGACCCUGCCAAUAGAUUCACUUUUUAG